Micropterus salmoides (largemouth bass) is the source of this 3348-nucleotide messenger RNA. Its product is annotated as gastrula zinc finger protein XlCGF57.1-like. The transcript is spliced from 2 exons. NCBI's taxonomy places the organism in Eukaryota, Metazoa, Chordata, Actinopteri, Centrarchiformes, Centrarchidae. Gene Ontology annotation, biological process: regulation of transcription by RNA polymerase II. The record is from RefSeq and is a predicted model, not a curated record. Gene Ontology annotation, molecular function: RNA polymerase II cis-regulatory region sequence-specific DNA binding; DNA-binding transcription factor activity. Bases 267 to 2258 code for a protein of 663 amino acids.
AUGGUAACUUUUUCUGUCACCGUGAGAUGCAGCCGGAGUUCAGCAGCAGAGCCUGCAUGUGAGGAUAAACGUGUUUAAGUGGACUCUGUUUAAACUUUCGGGAUGUUUCACCUCAGACUCAUCUCCUGUUAGCCAAGAAUGCUAAAGGAAGUUAGCUUGUUAGCAGGAAGUAGCCGGAGCCGGAGCUCGGCCUCACAGUGUGUAUUUUAUCAGAGUGAGCUGCGUGUCUGUAACGGAGUGUGUCUGGAGGAAAAGCUGCUGUAAACAUGUCUAAAGUCCAAACGCUGAGAGCUUUUGUCCAGCAGCGACUAAGUGCGGCUGCUGAAGAGAUAUUUGAGCUGUUUGAAAGAACGAUAGCAGAGUACGAGGAGGAACUUUGUGGACAACGCAAACUACUGGACGCUGUUUUCAAGCCUGAAGUCCGGUUACACAGAGCAGAUGUCCAACUGGUGUUGGUGAGUCAAGAAGAGGUUCCCCCUGAGCAGCAGGACUGGAGCCCCAGUCUGGACCAGGAGGACCUACCAAAGCCCCCACAUAUUAAAGAGGAGUGGAGCCCCAGUCUGGACCAGGAGGACCCACCAGAACCCUCACACAUUAAAGAGGAACAGGAGGAACUCUGGACCAGUCAGGAGGGAGAGCAGCUUCGAGGGCUGGAGGAGGCUGAUCUCACCAAGUUCACAUUCACUCCUGUCCCUGUGAAGAGUAAAGAAGAUGAAGAGAAACCUCAGUCCUCACAGCUUCAUCAAAGACUAACUGAACAGAUGGAAACAGAAGCUGAUGGAGAGGACUGUGGAGGACCAGAACCAGCCAGGAACUCUGAUCCAGAUAGACAUUUACAACCAGAUCCUGAUGACAAGACGUCAGACUCCUCUGAACCUGAGACUGAUGACAGUUGUGAUUGGGAGGAGACCAGGGAACCUCAGUCAGGUGCAACCCCCCUGCAAAAUAACAGUGGAUGUAACAGUGGUGGGAAAUCAUUUAGCUGCUCAGAGUGUGGUAGACGCUUCAGCCAAAAUGCAAGUUUGAAGAGACACAUGAGAAUCCACACAGGAGAGAAACCCUACAGUUGUUCUGUCUGUGUCAUGGGAUUCGCACGAAAGGGAUAUCUCCAAGAACACAUGAAAGUCCAUACAGGUGAGAAACCUUUCAGUUGUUCCAUCUGUGGUAAAGGAUUUGCACAAAAGACACAGCUUACUCGGCACACUAUUGUCCAUACAGGGAAGAGACCCUUCAGCUGUUCUGUUUGUGGUAAAAGUUUCGCACUAAGCUCAGGUUUGACCACACACUUAAGAGUUCAUACAGGUGAAAAACCUUUCUCAUGCUCAAUUUGUAAAGCAAGAUUCAGGAGCAGUAGCAAUUUGUCCGCACAUGCAAGAGUCCACACAAGGAAGAAGCAAUUAAGCUGUUCAGUUUGUGGUAAAGUCUUUCCACGAAAGGUUAAUCUGACAAACCACAUGGCACUCCACACAGGGAAGAAACGAUACAGCUGUAGAGUAUGUGGCAGAGGAUUCACUUGGCUUUAUCAACUCCAACACCAUCGGAGUGGAGGUCAUCAGUGCACACAGCUUCAUCAAAGACAAACUGAAGAGAACCGAGAUGCAGAGCAUUUCAAAAUGGAAACUGAAGGAGAGGACUGUGGAGGACCAGAGAUGGCCAGGAACUCUGAUCCAGAUUUCCUUUUACAACCACAUACUGAUGGCAAGACUGAAGACUCUUCUCAACCUGUGACUGGUGACAGGGAGCAUCAGUCAGGUUCAAACCCUAUGAAAAACAAUGAGGCCCCUGUUAGACUUAUUUUGGAAGGAAAACGUUUCAGCUGCUCCGUUUGUAAAAAAACGUUUAAACAGAGACGAGAUUGUGUGAAACACUUGAGAAUUCACACAGGGGAGAAGCCCUACAGUUGCUCUGCCUGUGGUAAAAGAUUUACACAAAGCUCAAGUUUGAAAACACACUUGAGAAUUCAUACAGGAGAAAAACCUUUCACAUGCUCAAUUUGUCAAAAAACUUUCCCACGGAGAGAUACUGUUGUGAGGCACAUGAGAGUCCACAAAAGGGAGAAAUGCUUCAGUUGUUCAGUUUGUGGUAAAGCAUUUCCUAAAAGCAGAAGUUUGACCCAACACUUGAAAGUUCAUACAGGAGAAAAACCUUUCAGCUGUUCAGUUAGUAAAAAAGGUUCUCAAGGGAGAAGAGAUGUUGUGAAGCACAUGACAAUCCACACACUGUCUGUGGUAAAAGAUUUACAAAAAGCUCAGCUCUGACCACACACUCAAGAAUUCAUACAGGAGAAAAACCUUUCACAUGUUGAGUUUGUAACAUUUCAGUCAAAGAAGCAAUUUGUCCACACACAUGAGAUUGCAUACUGCUGGAGAAGUUAGUGUUUGUGAGAAAAACAUGUGCUGGUCCACGUGUCCUGGUAAGAAUCUCCCUCUUUCCUUGAGAUCCAUGUCACCUUUUCGCAUAUUUAGGUUAUCUAUAUUUCAAUAUCUUAACAAUGUGUGUGCAUAUUACUAAUGCUGGACUCAACAGUAUUACUUGUAAUUGCAAUUUUCUUCAUGUAAUCGUCUAAUUGAUUUCUUGUUUGAUACUUUUUCUCAUUGAAUCACAAAUGUAUUAUGGGUCCUGAUUGUGUGAGUAAAUUAGAUGUACUUAUUGUGCUAGCUAUAACAUGUCUGAACCAUGAUGUGUCUUCGCUCUGGGGUGAGGGUGUAAGCUGCCUACUAACUCAGUCAGGGUGUCCGCGGGGUCUUAAAAAGUCUUAAAAGGUAAUAAAUAAAUAUAGCAACAAUCGCCAUUUAACAAGGUAUUACAUUUUGCAGAUAUUUUUGUCAGUGUAAGUCCAAAGAGUUUGUUUGCUAAAAGUGUAGGUGAACGUAUUUAUAUAUAAUGCAUAGCCAAAAAUACUAGACAGGCAGUGCAUAGCCACUGUGUGAUCGUUUCUGUAACGUUAGGCGCAGGGAUCUACGGUGCCCCUAUUUCAGUCUUGCCCCAAAAAAUAGAUCCAUGCGAAGAGAAAAAUGAUUUACGAGUACAACCGACCGUAAUCUCCCACCCUGCCGGACCCUCAAUGCUAAUCGUCCAAAUGUGGCCACUUGAACAGCCCCGUUCCUCAAAAACAAGGGCGAGAUGAGCCACCAGCAGCUGAAUUGGUAAGAUAGAAGACAACAAGGAAAAUUCAAGGUGCAUGUGGGUUUGGUUAACGUUAGCUGGCUAUAAAUCGGUGCCUUUUAUUGAAAUACGUUCAACUUGUCAUAAAGCCAAUGCUAUUGUCAGUGUCACUUUUUGUGAACAGAUCAAUCACAGCCUGAAUGAAGUUUGAUGUGUUGCAACAAAUAAAUGUUGAACUCAUUG